Messenger RNA from Esox lucius (northern pike), 1486 nucleotides. It is a transcript of the gene fsaf1, whose product is annotated as chromosome 18 C1orf131 homolog. The record is from RefSeq and is a predicted model, not a curated record. The transcript is spliced from 7 exons. Lineage: Eukaryota; Metazoa; Chordata; Actinopteri; Esociformes; Esocidae. Bases 103 to 858 code for a protein of 251 amino acids.
GAGACAACGUCCUGUUGAUUUUCACUUGCAUGCACAUGUGUGAAUGUUGGUUGGUUUGUAAGUCAUCCACAUUCAGUAUUUGACUUCGUUUUGGAGGAAAAAAUGGACAAAAACGAUAAUGGAAAAGAACAAGACACGGAUUUCUGUUUCCUUGAUAAUCUCCUAAAUAAGCUAUAUGAUUUCGGUGAUGGAUCAGUAUCAAAGAGAAAAAACAAGCAAAAGAAGAGGUCCAAACGAGGUGCAGUAGAGGAUGAGGACAUCUCUGCAGUUGAUUGCAGCGAGACUAAAGAUUCCGGACAUCAGGUUAUCUCAGCAUUCGAUAUUGCUGACUCGUCUGAAGUUGGAAACCCAAUUUCAGCCAUUAAACUGACACCAUCAGUAGAGGUGGUCACAUUUCAGGACCCUGCAAAGAGACCGAGACAAGACAAAAAGCCCCCAGUGCCCAACAUCAAAGACCAGUCUCCUCAGAUAAGGGUGAAAAAAAAGGUGGACCCAGAUGAAUUCAAUCUAGAAAAGGCUCGAUUAGAAGUUCAUAGAUUUGGAAUCACUGGAUACCAUAAAGCACAACAGAGGGUUUUUGAACAGGAGCGAGCCAUCAUGCUUGGCGCAAAGCCCCCUAAGAAGGAGUAUGUGAACUACAAAGUGUUGCAGCAAAGGGUUAAGGACAUGAAACAAAAAGCAAAGGAAGAGACGCAUACGGACUUAAAAAAAAAGAAGGCAACUAAACCACGGGAUGAGAAAAAGAAAUCAUCUUCCAGUAAAGCUCCAACAGGCCAGGUGGGACGUUUUAAAAAUGGAAUGCUGGUCCUGAGUUCCAAAGAAAUCAAGAAAAUAAAAUCCUCCAAAGUGAUCAAGUGAAAAUGGCAAUGAAGAGUUUAUUUCAUUUGUUGCAUCUUUGGAAGUUUUGCUGAGACCUCUCACAUGAAGAUGCAGUCAUGGGCAAAUUACGUCCAAGUUUUAACCAGAUCAUCCCCAGGACAAUUAUGGAAUAAGAUGCUGAAGAACCUAUUAGUAUUCCAUCACAGUUUAUUAUUGAGGAGAAAAAAAGAUAACGUUUUGAUAUUCUUUUACACUGUAUGAUAUGAAAACAGCGGCAAAUACAAUGCAUUUAAUAUACAAACCACUUAGAAGUACAAAAUGUUUACAUCUUAGGAGAGAUGCCAACUGAAGAACACACAUUAACAGAAUUCUAGAAAAGAAAAGAUAACUUUUUGUCAACAUAUAAUGUGGAAAGGGAUGCCACGGUUUCCUCAAGGAACAGUUGACCUUCCACAUGAGGCUAAGUGAGGCACCCGGUUAAGUUUUCUGUUACUGUGACAAUGAGAGGGCACUAUCCACCAUGGGGUAUAACAUAAAUGGCGCCCCAGAAACCACACCAUCUCUCUCCACAUGUCGUACUCAGGGUCGGGACCGUAGAUGUGGGGGCGAAAUUAUGAUCUGUAAUCAUUAGUGUAAUGUAUUAUACAUUUAUAAAUAAAUAGAUUGU